UCUUGUCUUUCUUGUUCUUGCAGUUCUGCUCUUCUAUAUUUACCAGCCAUUAUCCCUAUCUUCUUCAAACAAAAUGGCUCAAGAAAAGCCCAACUCUGUUUAUGAUUUCACUGUCAAGGAUAUCCGCGGAAAUGAUGUGAGUUUGAGUGAAUACCGUGGGAAGGUUGUUCUGAUUGUGAAUGUUGCUUCCAAAUGUGGCUUGACACAGUCAAACUACAAGGAAUUGAACGUCUUGUAUGAGAAGUAUAAAAGCCAAGGCUUUGAGAUCUUGGCAUUUCCCUGCAACCAGUUUGCCGGACAAGAACCGGGAGACAGUGAUAAGAUUCAAGAAACUGCUUGCACAUUGUUCAAAGCUGAAUUCCCAAUUUUUGAUAAGAUUGAGGUGAAUGGGAAAAACUCUGCACCCCUCUACAAGUACCUAAAAUCUGAAAAGGGUGGGAUUUUUGGAGAUGCCAUAAAGUGGAAUUUCACCAAAUUUUUAGUGAACAAGGAGGGGAAGACCGUGGAGCGAUAUGCUCCUACUACAUCUCCCCUUAAAAUUGAGAAGGACAUACAGAAUCUGUUGGGAUCUUCUUAACUCUUAAGGAUCCAAGAUCGAAAUCGUUUAUGCUUUAAUUACUAAAAGUAUUUCAGUAGUGUAAUAUUAUGCAGUACGUUAAUUGAGAAUAUUGUGUUUGUGGAUUUGAAUGAUGAAUUCAUAUGAAUAAGUUGCUUGAUUUAUCAGCA
Molecule: messenger RNA, 726 nt
Organism: Jatropha curcas
Lineage: Eukaryota; Viridiplantae; Streptophyta; Magnoliopsida; Malpighiales; Euphorbiaceae
Gene: GPX3
Product: glutathione peroxidase 3
Biological process (GO): response to oxidative stress
Cellular component (GO): cytosol
Molecular function (GO): peroxidase activity
Source: RefSeq, marked provisional